AUGGAGUUAAUACCAGGGUCGUACAAGAAGUCCAAGUCGAGAAAAUCGAAGAAAUCAAAAAAAUCGAAAAAAAAGAUUUCAAAAUCCCAACUCGAUUCCUCACAUCAUUCUGAGUCAGAAGGCUUUGAUGAUGAUGUAAUUACUUUUGAACCUAGAGGGGAAGUUGAUAGUGAUGAUCAAAUGGAUGAUGAUCGAGAUUUGAAUAUAGAUCGGUCGAUUUCUAAGACUAAUGUUGAUCAAAAUCGGAUGAUCGCGGAAUCAUCUGGUACACAACCUAAUGUUGAUCAUUCUCUUAUGGAAAUUAUUCCGGUCACAAUAACGCCAUUGAUAAUUGAUGUUACACCUCAACCGCAGCAAGUAACACAACAAGAAACAACAAUGACGAAUUUGACAAAAUCUUCAAAUAAAAAAAAGAAGUCAAAUAAAACUUUAAUUCAAAAUGUAAUUACUGGUCAUACACCUACCGAUGAUGAUGCAUCGCGAGUCAGAGACAUUUUGGUUUAUGACGUUCUG
Molecule: messenger RNA, 513 nt
Organism: Rhizophagus irregularis DAOM 181602=DAOM 197198
Lineage: Eukaryota; Fungi; Glomeromycota; Glomeromycetes; Glomerales; Glomeraceae
Source: RefSeq, a predicted model, not a curated record